AUGGCGCUUGUCCAAGCUAUUCUCCCUCCAUUCCUAUGGUUUUUCAUGGGAAAUUUUAUGACUUAUGGCAAAGAAGAAUUUCGUUUAAAUCGUUCCUCAGAGCUUUUAAGGCUUUCAGACUUGGGGCUCUCCCCGAACGAAUCAAACAUUGCAUUGUGGGGGAAGCGUCAAAAAGAAAUUGAUAAGCGCUUCCAGGAUUCCGCCACACCUGUUUUUUAUGCAAUGCUUACAUUGUCUGUUGCUACAUUUUGUGCUGCGUUUAUACAGAGACUAGUGUGGGAAAUCUCUGCAAUCCGCCAAGUCUUUAGAGCCAAAAAAGCAUAUAUUCGCAAACUUUUGCAUAUGGAUAUUGCCUGGCUUGAAUCUAGACAUUCUGGACAAGUUGCCUCUGUUCUCAAUGACCAGGCUGAUUGUAUUUAUCAAGGGAUGGCUGACCAUUUACCUAUGUGCUUUUUUAUGUAA
Meloidogyne enterolobii is the source of this 462-nucleotide messenger RNA. The record is from the annotation of a GenBank genome assembly. NCBI's taxonomy places the organism in Eukaryota, Metazoa, Nematoda, Chromadorea, Rhabditida, Meloidogynidae.